CCUAGAUUGUCUAUCUUCAAUCAAUUCCUCGUGCUUGGAAUACACGAUGGGACAAUUUGGUUUCACCGGACUAGUAUGCGGUCUGCUACUGUCCCUGGCAGCGGCUGAAGAUGGAUUUGCUGGCUGGUUGCGAUAUGCUCCCAUACCAUGUGAUACCUCUUGCCUCCAGAGACUACCUUCUAAACUCACCCUGCUCAACGCUACUACUGGAAGUCCAAUUGAAACAGCAGGUCUCGAAUUGAUUUCUGGGUUGCAAUCCAUAUUCUCGCAAAACUUGACAACCACGCAAUCACGCUGCGACGAAUCAUCUUCAAUCUUGGUUGCAACCGUCGAGGACUUCCGGCACGAAUGUAAUGCGACUACAGCCAUUCCCGAACUUGUUCAAGACGGCUUUUGGCUGCGAUCCACUGGUAGCAGUGUUCAGAUCCUAGGGCAGAGCGCACGAGGCGCCUUGUACGGAGCAUAUGAGUACCUGUCACUGUUAGCCCAGGGCAACUUCUCCCAUGUUGCUUAUUCAAGCAAUCCUCAUGCUCCAAUACGCUGGGUCAACCAGUGGGACAAUAUGGACGGCGUGAUUGAGAGAGGCUACGGCGGAUUAUCGAUAUUUUUCAAGAACGGGCGGGUCGUCGAUGACUUAGCGCCAGUCAAACAAUAUGCUCGCCUUCUGGCAUCCAUUAGAAUCAACGGUCUGAUUGUCAACAACGUCAAUGCGAAUGCCACUUUACUCUCUGCGGAGAACAUGAGAGGAUUAGGCCGGAUUGCAGAUGUAUGCCGGCCGUACGGUGUUCGAAUCGGCGUUUCGCUCAACUUCGCAUCUCCUGAAACUCUGGGCGGCUUGGACACUUUUGACCCGCUGGAUGCAACGGUUGUUAACUGGUGGAACAAUAUCACGAACAGCUUGUACGAACACGUCCCAGACUUGGCAGGGUAUCUAGUCAAAGCAGAUUCCGAAGGUCAGCCCGGCCCUAGCACAUACAACAGGACAUUGUCACAAGGUGCAAAUCUCUUUGCACGGGCUCUUCAACCGCACGGGGGUAUUUUAAUGUUCCGAGCUUUUGUCUAUGACAGUAACUUGAACGAGUCAGACUGGAAAGCAGACCGAGCCAAGGCAGCAGUGCAAUAUUUCAAAAACCUAGAUGGUGAAUUUGAAGAGAAUGCGGUCGUGCAGAUCAAAUACGGGCCCAUUGACUUUCAAGUACGCGAGCCCGUAUCGCCUCUCUUCGCCAAUCUUUUCGAGACGAAUACAGCCAUUGAGCUUGAGGUCAGCCAGGAAUAUCUAGGUCAACAGAACCAUCUUGUUUAUCUUCCCCCGCUCUGGAAAACUAUUCUCAAUUUCGACCUCCGAGUUGACCAUAAGCCCUCUCUGGUGCGGGAUAUCAUAUCCGGAGAACGGUUCAAUCGUACCUUGGGCGGUUGGGCGGCUGUUGUGAACGUGGGAACCAACACGACGUGGCUCGGAAGUCACAUUGCCAUGUCAAAUCUAUACGCAUACGGUCGCCUGGCUUGGUGCCCAACAGACGAUUCGGAGCGUAUUCUGCAUGACUGGACCCGUCUCACAUUCGGGACGAAUUCUCAAGUCAUCAACACGAUCACCAACAUCUCUAUGGCCUCUUGGCCUGCUUAUGAGCAAUACAGCGGCAAUCUAGGUAUUCAGACUCUAACAGACAUUCUCUACACCCACUAUGGGCCGAACCCCGCCUCGCAAGACAACAACGGCUGGGGUCAGUGGACCCGAGCAGACCACGAGACCGUGGGGAUGGAUCGAACCGUCGGGAACGGAACCGGAUAUACAGGUCAGUAUCCUACAGAGAUCGCCCAACGAUUCGAAUAUCUCAACUCCACCCCCGAUGAUCUGGUCCUCUGGUUUCACCAUGUUCCCUGGACCCAUCGACUGCACUCCGGGAAAACUGUCAUCCAGCACUUCUAUGACGCCCAUUACGCCGGCGCCGAGACAGCGCAGACCUUUGUUUCGCAGUGGGAGUCUCUGCGCGGGCUGGUUGACAAGGAAAGAUACGAUGCUGUACUUGAUCGGCUCGUUUACCAAGCUGGGCACUCCAUUGUAUGGCGAGACGCGGUCAACAACUUCUACUUCAACAUGACGGGAAUCCCUGAUCAGAAGAGGCGGGUGGGUCAACAUCCUUGGCGCAUUGAGGCGGAGAGCAUGGAGCUAGACGGCUACCGACUGUACACUGUCAGCCCAUUCGAAACGGCUUCCAAUGGGACGGCUAUUGUGACUUCAUCCAACUCCACGACUGGGACAGCGCGAACCACGCUCCACUUUCCAGCAAGUACGUACGACAUAGGCGUCAAUUACUAUGAUAUGUAUGGAGGUGAGUCGCACUGGACACUAAGUCUCAAUGACCAAGUGGUUGGUGAAUGGAUUGGCAAUAUGCGCAACCACACGUUGGGAAAUUCUGUCUCUAUCUACUUAGAUGGCCACUCGGCGACUAGGGUGAUUUUCCGAGGGGUCAAAGUUCAGAAGGGGGAUGAGCUGAAGAUCGUCGGAAGACCCGAUGGCGUUGAGCCUGCGCCGGUGGAUUAUGUUGUGCUACUACCAUCUGGAGUGGUGGAUUAGCCGGACAGAUGAGAUGGCUAGUGUAGGAAUCAUACUCUAAAUAAGCAACGGACGAACGUCCCUUCCAUACGCAUAGUGUACUCGAUGCGUACAAGAUCCUUAGAC
Messenger RNA from Aspergillus saccharolyticus JOP 1030-1, 2680 nucleotides. It is a transcript of the gene aguA, whose product is annotated as alpha-glucuronidase. Gene Ontology annotation, molecular function: alpha-glucuronidase activity. The record is from RefSeq and is a predicted model, not a curated record. The transcript has a single exon. Lineage: Eukaryota; Fungi; Ascomycota; Eurotiomycetes; Eurotiales; Aspergillaceae. Bases 47 to 2575 code for a protein of 842 amino acids. Gene Ontology annotation, cellular component: extracellular region. Gene Ontology annotation, biological process: xylan catabolic process.